Messenger RNA from Poecilia latipinna (sailfin molly), 617 nucleotides. RefSeq names its product claudin-19. Gene Ontology annotation, molecular function: structural molecule activity. NCBI's taxonomy places the organism in Eukaryota, Metazoa, Chordata, Actinopteri, Cyprinodontiformes, Poeciliidae. The record is from RefSeq and is a predicted model, not a curated record. Gene Ontology annotation, cellular component: membrane; bicellular tight junction. The transcript is spliced from 3 exons. The coding region runs from base 121 to 570 and encodes 149 amino acids.
AGCGCAGCAAUUAGAGCGUCUUUUAGGAGGCAGACACAGCGGUCAAUAAGUCACCACUGACUUUACUUUUAACAUUUUUCCGAUUGUUGAAGUCACCCGCUGCGCUUUUACCUGGACAGGAUGGCCAGCUCUGGACUGCAGAUCGUUGGUUUUCUCCUCUCCUUAGUUGGAGUCUCUGCUACUAUUGCCGCUACUUUCAUGGUCGAGUGGGGAAAGGAGAGUCAAGCAAAACACCGCACCUAUGACGGUCUGUGGAUGUCCUGCAGCGGCACCUCCGAGAGGGCCACCUGCGAAAAUUACAAGUAUCUACUGAAGCUCCCAAUUGAGGUCCAGGUCACUAGAGCACUGAUUCUGGUCAGCCUCUUCCUCUCCGCCAUGGCGCUGAUUGUCUCCAUACUGGGAAUGAAGUGCACUCGCUUCAUGGAUGCCAUGCCACAGAGCAAAGUCAAAGCAGCUGUCUGCGGAGGAGGGCUGUUCAUACUCGCUGGUAUCUUGACCAUCAUUGUUACCUCCUGGUACGUCAGUAGGAUGGUUGAGGUCAACGAAAAGGCACAUCGACUCCAAAAGUAAGUACAAGAGAAGAGUGACUGACUCACACAGAACACACAAACAAAGCA